Molecule: messenger RNA, 1110 nt
Organism: Penicillium crustosum
Lineage: Eukaryota; Fungi; Ascomycota; Eurotiomycetes; Eurotiales; Aspergillaceae
Product: Spg1/Tem1 GTP-binding protein
Exons: 4
Coding region: 1-1110 (369 amino acids)
Biological process (GO): regulation of exit from mitosis
Cellular component (GO): spindle pole body
Molecular function (GO): GTP binding; GTPase activity
Source: RefSeq, a predicted model, not a curated record
AUGGAGUUCCAUAAGCCUAAUUGGGAGCCUCUGGUAACCCCUGAGGUGAAAGCGCCCGCUGUUCCUGUCGUUGCGGAAUCUGAGAAGAUUGCCCCAGAGGAUCAGACGGAACAGGCGCAGGAGCAAGCACGCGCACAGGGACAGGAAAUUCCGCCCGAGCAGCCUCUGGAGCAACCUGUCGAACAACCUCUGGGCCAACCUUUGGAACAGUCGGCACCUGUCAUGGUCAAUAUCGAAGAGCCAGCUUCGGACCACACCAGCCGUGCCGCCAUCAACACUGGUUAUAACAGCGACUCGAAGGCGCAUUACCACUCCCGAUCGACCGACUUUCAUCAAUCUGCUCCUGAAUAUGCCGCCCAAGAUACCGAUCAGUCCCGGCAGAACUCAUCUCCAUUGCUCAACCACCACCCCCUGCCUGUUCCCAACUCCAGGCCCGGAUCUGGACUCUCCAGUGGCCCGGAACGCGCCCCUGGUGUUUCCCAAUUGCAGCAACAGGACGCCAGUCAGCGCCAAGCUUCCCAGGCCAAUAAGAACAGCGUGGUGAUUAAGGUUGGUAUGGUAGGCGAUGCGCAGAUCGGAAAGACCAGCUUGAUGGUCAAGUACGUUGAGGGCAGCUGGGAUGAGGAUUACAUUCAGACAUUGGGUGUCAACUUUAUGGAAAAGACAAUCUCGAUUCGCAACACUGAAAUCACCUUCUCGAUUUGGGAUCUUGGUGGCCAGCGCGAGUUUGUUAAUAUGCUACCACUUGUCUGUAAUGACGCCGUUGCAAUUCUUUUCAUGUUCGAUCUUACUCGCAAGAGUACAUUGAACUCAAUUAAGGAGUGGUAUCGCCAGGGACGUGGCUUCAAUAAGACGGCCAUUCCCUUCCUGGUGGGCACCAAAUAUGAUCACUUUGUGAACUUCCCCCGUGAGGAUCAGGAGGAGAUCUCUAUUCAGGCCAAGCGAUUUGCUAAGGCGAUGAAGGCUAGUCUGAUAUUUAGCAGUACCAGCCACAGCAUCAAUGUGCAAAAGAUCUUCAAGAUUGUUCUAGCCAAAGCAUUCGAUCUGAAGUGUACCAUUCCGGAGAUUGAGAAUGUUGGCGAGCCCCUGCUCCUCUACAAGAAUGUCUAA